Messenger RNA from Colletotrichum acutatum, 1311 nucleotides. Its product is annotated as monooxygenase. The record is from RefSeq and is a predicted model, not a curated record. The coding region runs from base 1 to 1311 and encodes 436 amino acids. Gene Ontology annotation, molecular function: FAD binding; monooxygenase activity. NCBI's taxonomy places the organism in Eukaryota, Fungi, Ascomycota, Sordariomycetes, Glomerellales, Glomerellaceae. The transcript is spliced from 4 exons.
AUGGAACGUCUUUCUGACACGGGCAUCUCGAUUCUGGUUGUCGGCGCCGGAAUCGCUGGUCUAGCUUUCGCCAUCGAGUCUCAUCGCCAGGGACAUAGCGUCAAGGUUCUGGAGAAGCGUAUAGACCCGGGAGACUAUGGUGAAAUCUUCUUCAUCCAGUCGCCCGGACUGCACACCCCUUCGAAAUGGCCCGGGUUCAUGGAGAGGUUGAACAAGAGCGCCAUCUCGGCCGAGUUCCAAUUCUUCAAAUUCAGUGGCGAGAAGUUAUUCGGAACCAAGCUCGGGAACCCCCAUCUCCCCACGAUCUCCGUCAGCCGACGGGAGUUUUACCUCCUCCUCCUGACCUACGCCACCGAACUCGGCAUCCCCAUCGAAACAGGCCAAGAGGUUGAGGAUUUCUUCGAGAACGAGGAGCUUGGUGGCGUAGUCCUCACUGAUGGGAGCAAAUUGACUGCCGACAUCGUUGUGGCAGCAGACGGCGUAGGGUCCAAGUCCUGGGGCAUCGUGACCGGCACCAAGGAGAAGCCCAUCAGCUCCGGCUUCGCCGAGUUCUUCAAGGAUAAGCGGGAGUGGACGUCCCUUCACAUUGGUCCUGGGGCACACUUCUUCACCGGCUUGUCGCCGACGGAAUUCUGCUGGGGCCUGACGCACAGAGACGAAGACGCAGCCGUCGAAGACUGGAACCGCAUCGCUGACUCAACUGGCGCGUUCAAGUACGUCGAAGGGUGGACGCCCAUCGUGCACGAGGUCAUAAAGUCGACGCCCAAUAACCAGGCUACCGACUGGAAGCUACGAUUCCGCGAUCCCCAACCCAAGUGGGUGUCGGACGGAGGGCGAGUAGUGCAAUGCGGCGACUCGGCGCACUCGUUCCUGCCUUCUUCUGGGUUCGGUGCUACUACUGCCCUUGAAGAUGCCUUUUCUCUUGCUGCUUGUCUCAAGAUGAGCGGCAGGGAGUCUGCUGCUGUGGCCACCAAGGUGCAUAACAAACUCCGGUUCGAGAGAACCGCUUGCGUCCAGAAGAUUGGCUUCAAGUCCAGAGAGGCCUUCCAUCACACCAACUGGGACGAAGCUGCAAAGAACCCUCGCAGCAUCGCCAAAUUUACGGGAUCGUGGCUGUUAAAACAUAAUCCUGAGCAAUACGCAUACGAUAACUACGAGGCUUGCGCAGCGCAUUUACUCCAUGGAAGUGAGUUCAAGAAUACAAACACGGUGCCAGGAUUUCCCUUCAAGCUAUGGACGGUUCAGGAGUUAUUGAAUAAGUCUGACAAGGGGGAGUCGAUUGACGAUGAUGAGGGAGACUGGUACUCUUGA